Molecule: messenger RNA, 1713 nt
Organism: Mizuhopecten yessoensis (Yesso scallop)
Lineage: Eukaryota; Metazoa; Mollusca; Bivalvia; Pectinida; Pectinidae
Product: serine/arginine repetitive matrix protein 2-like
Exons: 4
Coding region: 1-1713 (570 amino acids)
Source: RefSeq, a predicted model, not a curated record
AUGGCGCUUGCUGUCGUUCAGGGAACUUCUCCUGAGAUUGAGACUGAAAUAGAUUCUGCCAGAACUACUGACACACUGUCACCAAAAUCAAAGGUCAGUGACACUUCAAAGUCAAGUAGUGGUUAUACUUCGUCUGACAGCGAGACACAAACCCAGACCGAGACUGUCAGAGACACAGAACAUGGUAUAUCUCAGCCACCAAAACCCUCAGGAUCGAGCAGAGCAACGAUAUCCUCUCAGGAGACAGUCGGCAAUGUCGGGGAAAGGAGGGAAGAGCCAAAACAGAGCAUAGAUAACCGCAUGCUUCAAAUCAGUACGAGCAGUUGUAGCAGGUCUUCAUCCUAUUCGUCAAAAGAUUCCUUGUCGGCGGAUACAAGGACCGCGAUGACGGCGUCAGUAGACAGACCACUUUCCUCAUUUGAUGAAGAUUUGCAAGGUGAUAUAACUUAUUCUACAUGUCAAACGAUGACCACAACUCUUACUGAACCACAGCAAUUACAAUCAAACGAGAGUGUACAAGCUGCUCGUAAACGACAUGCAAUAUCCUUGGGAACGUCUCCUCCACAAAAGAGACGAUCACCAUGUCCUCUUUCACUUCAGAGAUCACAUUCUCCCUUUCAAAGGAGCAGGUCAUCUUCACCUCCGUCACCACCUCAACAAUUUCCUCCCAAACCACCCGAGCAAUCCCCCGCGCCUUUAGUGAAUGCUGACUCAGGGCAUUUCAACUCAUCGUCAAUCUUUACUAAAAGUGAGACUGAAUUAGAAAUGUCACUGAAAGAGGAUAGGACAUUUAUAGACAAGGAUCAAGAAGAGCUAGAUUUCCCGUUCCAACACAGCGAGAGUAAACAACAAGAUGCACAAAUAUGUAUCCAAAGGACACCUCGAACAGAAACCAGCUCAGAUUGCAGUAGCGACUUACAUGUAAGUGACAGUGAAAUUCAGACCGAAACCACCGUUUCUAAAUCUACCAGAUGUGCGGAAGCACCGUCACCAAAAUCAGAGAUCAAUGUUACUCCGAGGUCAAGAAGCAGUAAUUUUUCGUCUGACAGCGAGACGCAACCCAAAACCGAAACUGACACCGACACAGAACAUGGUGUACCGCUGCCACCAAAACCUCCAGGAUCCAACAUUGCAACGGUAAUCGUUCAGAAGGUAGUCAGCACUGUCGAGAAAAGGAAAGGUUCAAAACAGAGCCCAGACAUUGAUUGCAUCUUGGAAAUCGUUAAGAAGCAAAACAUCGACGACUUCAAGACGUUGGAGAAACGAUUAACUACAACAGACAGAAAGAGGAUACUGCAUAUCGUAGUUUUGUAUGGCUCCGCAGAUAUGGUCGAAUGUAUGAAGACAUGGGACUGGAUGGAAUGGAAUGAAGAAUGUACUAUUCCUAAAAACGUGUUCGGAGAAGCGUUGAAAGGAAUAAGUGUCAGCAAAGCAACGGCAUUAUACCUAGCAACGUUUAUGGAUAAAACAGAGAUGGUUAGCAAGUUAAUCAACUGCGCUGGAGAAGACAACAUCAAAUACUGUUUUAAAAACUUAGAGUUGAGCGACCCAAUGGAAACAGAGUACAUGCUGAAUCUAGCCCAACUAUUGAAACGGGAACAUUCUGAACUUGAGCCUGCCAUUAUUCCAGGUCAUCGCGUAGGUAAAGAUGGCGAACGCAAAAGAGUUUUCAUUGUGUAUUCCAAAAAAAUAACCAAUGCUUCUUGCAAAUAA